Molecule: messenger RNA, 2000 nt
Organism: Nasonia vitripennis (jewel wasp)
Lineage: Eukaryota; Metazoa; Arthropoda; Insecta; Hymenoptera; Pteromalidae
Product: Krueppel-like factor 10
Exons: 3
Coding region: 300-1478 (392 amino acids)
Biological process (GO): regulation of transcription by RNA polymerase II
Molecular function (GO): DNA-binding transcription factor activity, RNA polymerase II-specific; RNA polymerase II cis-regulatory region sequence-specific DNA binding
Source: RefSeq, a predicted model, not a curated record
UCUCUCUCUCUCUCUCUCUCUGUGUACGCAUGCACACAAGCCGCCGCCGCCGCCGCAAGAGAGAACAAACGCCAGAGAGACGAGGGCUUCAUUGCGCUUUCCGACCGCCGAACAGCGCGUUCUGUGCCCAGUGCAGCUCUGCUGCCGCGACUAUUCGUAUAAUAGCGAGAGUUUUGCGACAUACUUGUACAUUCUGCGCGAGUUGCCCGUGCAGCAAAGACUCUGUGAGUUCGCGCUUCCGUUGGAUUGUGAUCUUCUAGUUUAUUUCAACGCUUUUCACGCCUUUGUGCGCCCGAAGGAUGGAUCAGAAUUCCGCGCCCCUUUCGCCACCCGCAUCGCCACAGCUCAAGCAGGUUCACGUCGAGCCACUGCAGUCAGCCUUCAGCGUGGCAGCUCUGCUGGGCGAGAAGCUGAACGACGAGAGCAGAACAGCCAAACAGCCAAAGGACGCCGAGCGAGUAGCUCUGCCGCCCACGCCGCAGCCGUCCGACUCCGAGGAGGACGAGCCCCCGCGGAAGCGCCAGUGCUUCGAGCAGUGCGAGCUAGCCAAGCUUCUCCUCGAUGGCUCGAACAGCAGCACUCCGCCGCCCAGCCCGGAACCCGUCGCUCGGGUCUCGGUCAUCAUGCGCGCGAACCGCGACGGCACCUGCAGCCCCGCGAACUUUGCCGCCAAGCCCAAGCCAGCGCCCGCGGCGCCGGCCAACUACUACACCGCCAGCUCGGAGAACAUCCUCAAGUCCCUCAAGUUCAAGAUGAGCUUGCGCAAGGAGGAGAUCAUCGUCAACAACAAGAACACCGACCGUGAAUUCUCGGCUGCGCCCCUGAACAACAACACCAACCCCAUCAGCCACAGUGUCGUUGUCCCGCAGCAGCAGCAGCAGCAGCAGAAGCUCCAGCCCCUGGCUCCGAAGCCCGCGCCCAUCAUGGUCGCCGGCCUGCUGGGCUCGUCCGCCCUGGUCCUGCCGCGCGCGCCUCUGCUCUUCGUCACGGCGGCCAACGGCACCAACUGCAGCAGCAGCAGCAGCAGCAGCAGCACCGCCACGAGCAGCAGCCCCUCCGGCAACUCCCAGGACUUUUCCGCCCGGCGACGCGUCUACGAGUGCGAGCACCCGGGCUGCGGCAAGAACUACUUCAAGUCGUCUCACCUCAAGGCCCACACGCGCACCCACACCGGCGAGCGGCCCUUCCCCUGCCCGUACGAGGACUGCGGUCGGCGCUUCUCCCGCAGCGACGAGCUCUCCCGGCACAAGCGCACCCACACCGGCGAGAAGAAGUUCGCCUGCGCCGUCUGCCAGAGGCGCUUCAUGCGCAGCGACCACCUGGCCAAGCACGUCAAGCGCCACGCCAGGGACCGCGGCGUGAACGCUGCCAACAACGGCAGUCCCGCAGCGCAAGCCAGCCUGGCCGGAGGAGCCAGCGCCGGGCUCAGGCUGAGCCUGCUGCCGCUGAUCGCGCCCAAGAUCGCCGCCUCGAACUAGGCGCCCUGGAGUCAACUCGCCGCCGGAAGCGGCUCUACCUUGUGAUGCCUACUUCGCGCGAGGGAUCGCGCCCGUCGACUCGCCGUCCGGGAGGACCGGCCGCCGUUUGACCGCUGCAGUCGCGAGCGAUCGACGACAAAUCCGAUAACGUGUACCUAAGUGUGUCUGUGAUUCCGCAGCAGUGAUGCUCCUUGCGAAGCAUAUGCGCGCCUAUAUUAGAUGUUACGUUAUGCGUCAUUGUUAACCGUCGACGAUAGAGAGAGAGAGAGAGCACAUGAAUAAUAUUUAUUUUUUCCUGCCUUCACGCAUAUAUGCAUUCAUGUAAUUAUGUACAGAGAAAAAGGCCGCCGCAUUUCGAGCAUUUUUUUCCGAUGCUCCACGCGCGAUUACCGGUUCUAUGUAAAUAGUAGCGAGGAGAAUGGUGUAUGGAAAUAUGUUGCAUUUUUUCUUACACAAGCAUGUAUUCGAAUACCGAUUACCUGAUAUGUCAAGGCAUUAAAUGAUCUUGAAUACUUUCGUAAA